CUCUCUACAAAAACUGAAACUACUUUGACCUUCAGAGAUACUUCACGCCGCGGAUGUCAUAGCUCCAAGUUCGAAAUUUGUUACAUAUGUUCAUGAACACUAAUCGCCCAUUUGACAUUCUAAAUCGAAGUGGAUUCGAUAAACAAUAUGAAGAGUACAAACAAGGAAUGUAUCUUACUCAGUCUGUGAUGAGUAUAUUCCAAGAGAAAUGUGAACUUCAGUCGAAUUAUUCACGAGGUCUAUCAGGAUUAAGUGGUCGUUUACGUGAUGCUCUGGCAAAAACAACGGGUGGCACAGUUCAUACAGCUUGGUUACGAAUAGCUAAUGCUUUUGAAAUAGAAUCAAAAUUACAUGAAAAAUUUGUUCAAAAUUUAUUAAAUGAUUUAAUUAAACCAUUGAAUAAUUUAAUUGAAAUAUAUAAAAAGAAUAAAAAGUCACUAAAAAAAUGUAUCGACAAAGAAACGAAUAAUUUAUUCUCUUUGUACGAAAUGGAAUUUCAUGCCAGACAUAAAUUAUUUACAUGUUUUCGUAAUUAUGAACGUGUUUGUUACAACUAUCACAUACAAUCAAGGGAUCAGCAAAAACAAUUAAGUCGAACUAUUCAAUCUAAUAAUGAUAUACAGAAAAAGCGUAGUUUAAGCAUGAAUCGAUUUGAUACAUCUAGUUUAUCGACUAUGGACUCGACAAAUAACAGUUUAUUAUCAGAUCAUUAUUCAUCGAUUCGACGAAAUUCUAUUGAUGUUGACACUAAAGUAAUAACGACAACUCUCGAAUCGUAUGACACAACAACAACAACAUCAAAUCUAACUUUUAAGGAUACUGAUAGUUCAACGAGUCCAUAUUUUUCUUCACGAUCCAGUACUUUGUAUACUUCUCUACCCCAUAAGAAAAAUCCAAACAUUAUUCGAUAUCAUAGCAGCUUGUCGUCGAGAAAUGGAAGAAAAUUUUUAACAAUAGAUAAGUUGAAAGACGCCUAUAAUACAACCCUAACUCACUAUUAUCGAACAUGUCUGUCAGCUGAAGAAGCUAGAAUUGAUUGGCAUUCAAGAAUUUUGAAAUGUCUUAAUCAUCAACAAAUAUUAGAAAAUGAUCGUUUAAAUAGUUUAACUAAUGGUUUAACAGUUUAUCGUAAUACUUUAGAUGAUACUUUACCAACAUGGAAAGCUGUUAUAAAUGAAGUAGCUAAUGCUAUCAGUUUAGCUGAUCCAUUAUUAGAUUUACAAAAUUUCCGACAACGUUCUCACCAUCAAGAAGAUUUGUCUCAAAUAUCACCACAACAAUCAACAAAUUCAAUGAACAAACAAACUGAUAGUUCCAUAAAAUCAAAGAAUGUUGGUUGCUCACUUCAACGUCUCAUCGAUUUACCAUGCGAAAAUGUGUUACUACAACAAAAUCAACUCCAUCAGAGUCCAUCUAGUCCAUCCUCAAAAUCACAGGCGUUGAAUAUUAUAUGUAGAAGAAAAUCUCAAACAUCUGUUGACAGAAGCAAAGAAAAUACUCACAUAAAUUUCAUCAGUUCAUCGUUAUUAUCACCAUCAUCACCAGUUAGCUUACGUUUAAUAAUUCAACACUGUUUAAGUAAAUCGUCAAUAUUAACAUUAAUUGAUAUGUUAACUAAAGAUAUUGAAAAAGAACGUCGUACAAAAAGAGGUUUAUCGAAUUUAGUCCAAGUUUACGCUCAUCAACCAGCUUAUACCGAUAUAGAUACACUUAUGGAAUCACGUCAUCGUUUAUACUUCUCACGUGUACGUCUCACUUAUCUUUUGUUAUGUCGUCAAAAAUUAACGCAUAGUUUAAAACAAAUUCAUUCAAGUUCAUUUGAAAAUAUAGAAACAGACAAAAGAACCUUCAACUCAUUAUCAUCAUCUUCACCGUUGUCAUCGGAAAACCUAGAAUUAUCUUCAAUUUUAGUACAGGCUGGAUUUUCCAAAAUGAUUCUUACUUCACGUAUAUGUUCUGAUUUAAAUAACACUAAAACUAUCAAUAAUAACAAUAAUAAUGAUAAGAAAUCUUAUUUGAUCACAUCACGUUGGAUACGCUUACCUGAUUUGGAUAGAAUAACUAAUCAUGGGUUAAAUUUAAUGGAAUGGCCUCCAUUUCCUUUAGAAGAUAUAACACAUGAAAAUGUAAACGAUAAUAUAUUUCAAUUGGAUAUUGAAAAGAUUCGUGAACAACUUAAAUCACAAUCAUCUUGGAUAUUAGACUGUAUGAAUAAUAGUAAUAGUGAUAGUCAUAAUGAUACUGACAAUGCAAACACAUUGAGUCGUGCACAUUUUACUGUUACAUCUAAUAACAAUAUUAUAACUGAUAAAUACCAACAUGUACCUCAUGAAGUAAUGCAUAAACAAUUUAAAUCUCCAAUUAAACGAAGCGUUACAUGUUCAGAAAAGUCAGUUACAUUCACAUCAACCAACAAUAUACUUAAUAGUAACAUAAUGGAAAAAUCUAAUCAAUCAUUAAAGAAACCUUUUCAUGGUAAUAGUAUUGAUAUAAGUAAUAAUGAUAAAUCAUUAGAAAGCAAUAAACGAUUCUCUAUAAUCAAGGAAUUUUCCAACAUAGAAGUUUCUCGAAAGCGAUCACCUGAAAUUUGCAGAAUUCAAUCUGAACGAACUGAUAUUACUACUAUGAACAGUAGUAUAGGUACCAUUAAAAAUAAUAUUGACAAUAUUUCCAGACAUUCAAUACUUGAUCAUUCAAUAAAUUCUCAUAAACCAAUUGUACCAUUAGCAACUGAUGAAACUGAUACUGAAGAUUCUAUAAAUAAACAUUGUUCAUCAAUAUCGUCAGUUCCUUAUUCAUCAUCUAUUUCAUCAGAGAACACUGAAAAUUCUAAAGAAGUUUUAACAACUAAUUCAUUUUGGUCUCGUCUCAGCCAUGGAUUACGUGGAUCAUCUAACAACAAACAACAAUCUAAUCAUAAAAAAUCUGAACAUAAUAUCAAAUCUCACCGCAACACUAAUAAUUCGUCAUCUAGAAAAGAAAUUGUCAAAUCUGAAAUAUCAGAACCAUCAUGUUUACGUAUUGUUAACAUUCCAAAUAGUUCUUGCUCUCUUGAUUCAGGUAAUACUGGUUCCAUGGAUAGUGAACCUAGUUCUUCAUGUAAAUCAGUUCAUUUUCACACUGAUUCAAUUGUGACCGAUAACUAUGAUUUAGAGAAAAACAGUUCAGAUUUGAAUCUAGAAGUUGGAUCUUCUUCCAAUUUGCAUUGUUUAGGUUGGGCCAAAGUUCAACGAAGCUAUCUACCUCGCAAUCCCACUGAAAUUCAUUUAGAAGAAGGUGAUAUAAUUAGUAUUUACCGUAAAGUUAACUCGGAUUGGUGGUAUGGUGAAGUGAAUAAUAAAAAAGGUUUAUUUCCAGUAAAUCAUAUUGAAGAAUUUUAAAGUUUCAAUUCAUGAAUAACAAUAAACAAAUAUUGUAUACCCUAUAGUUAUUUCAGUAAAUUCUAUCAAACAUUCAAAGUACCCUACACUUUAUCUUCACCCCUGUUUUGUUCAACAUAUCUGAUGUAUAUAUUAAUUUACAUGAAGCCAAUCAGAAUAUAUCCACUUAUGAAAAUGAUGACAAUGUAAUCAAUGUUAAUGUACCUAUAUCUUUAAGAUGAAGAUAAACAAUUUGAUCUACUUCCCCAUCUCUUCGGUUAUGACCCGCUGAUGAUGACUCCGAUUUGGAUGAAUAUACGAAUAUACUAUGCACAUGUAUCUUCCAUUUUAACUUCGUAUAUUACCUUGGCUAACCGUAUAUAUAUGACGGUGGUAAUAAGAAAAAAGGCAAACACAGGUUGUGUUGGAUAAAUUUUAUUUCAAGCAUUUGUUUAUCUAAACAAACAUUAAGUAUAAGAAAUAGGAAAGCGAAGCGGAGAAAGUGAACAAGUCAACUGGAUUUAAUCAAUAUUUAUAAUCAGAUAUGUGAUGAAUAGGAUAAGUAGUACACACAUAAAACACACAUAUAUAAAAACAGUCAAAGUUAACAAGCGAAUAAUUAACAAAGUCAAAAGAAUGAACAAAAUCAAUCUGUUCCGAAGUCAGAAUACUCCAUAUGAUCUUGAUAUAGAGUACCAGACACUAUAAACUUAACAAUUUAAAUAUGGAAUUUAUCAUCAUAUUUACCGCUAUUUUGUACUCUUAAAGUACUACAUGAUAUAUAUAUGCAAUCCUAUUCGCCUCGUAAUUAUUAUACUAUGAAUUCUAUAUUAAACAUGUAAGAAGAAAUUAUGUUUACUCAUUGAAUGUUAAAUAUUGAACAUUGAAAAGUAGUGAUGCACUACUCACUCACUAACACCCUAUUCUAUGCCCCAUUUUCUACUAAAUGUUUAAUAUUCAAUAAAGUGAUCAUUAUUAUUAUUAUUAUCAUCCCUGAUUUGUAUUAUACCUUUAAAUUAUUGUAUAUAUCAACAUAUAGAAAAUAAGUCAGAGCAUUAAACAUUCAAUUUAUUCAACUUUAUAUUCAAAUAUCUUAAUAAAUAUGUAGAUCUAAAUGCUUAAUUUCUGUGUAUAGAUUAAACAUUAUUAUGUAUAAAUAAGAUGAAUAUCAUCAGUACCAGUACCAGUACCAUUACCACCACCAAUUCCACCAGUGACAUACACAAACACACACACACUCUCUCUCCAUCUAUAAUUCCCUUUACACUCAGAAACAAUUAAUUACAUUAACAGUAACAUUUAUGAAUACAAUUCAUGUUAUAUUCUAUGUUUAAAUAGUAAUUUUCAUUCAUUUGUUUGUUUGUUUGUUUUCAAUGUUAUUUAACCCAAUUUUGUUUUUUCCUUUUUUGUGUUUAUUUCAAUUCUGAUUUGUUUUUUCUUUGUGAUAAGUUUUGCAAAUUGAAUGCUAUAUUCGUUUCUUAAGCUAUUCUGUAAUCCCCAAACUAGAACUAUACAGCGACUUGAACAACAAGAGAGAAGACACAAAGUAUGCGAGAAGUACUUUACUCCAAUGUUUAUUUCAAUACAGAAGAUAUAAGGUUUUUAUAAUGUUUUUUUAAAUAUCCUUGAGUUGCUCGAAGAUUCUGCAAUGCUACUAAACAUAAUAGCAGUAUGGCAAUCAGUCAAUUAGAACCUUUACAUGUGAUGUUUGACUUCCUUGAUAUUUUUGGCUAAAACUUCAAAUGAAUGCUGAUUGGAGGAAAUGCUUCUUAGUGUUUCCUGAUCCUUGCUUGUCUUUUGCAAGCAAUUUUCUGGAUCACUUCAACACUCUUUUUUUUGUAGUCUCGUUGAUAUUUUCUUUCUUUUUUUUUUUUUGAAAAAAUGAAAUUAUUUUUGACGAGGUUCUCUACUAGAGAUUGUCUUUUUUGGUGAUAAUUAUGUCUCUAAUGUUCAUUCAUUGUUGAAUAUUUCGAUUUUUUUCAUUGUUUUUAUUUAAUUUGUUUGUUAGUUAUUGGGUUUCUCGAGAGAGAGAGAGGGAAGGGAUAAAGGAUGGAUUUAUUGUAACCUCUUGUUUUAUUAUAAUUAUUAUCAAUAACUUUUAAGUCUUCUAAUUGAACAAUUGAAUCAGUUCCUUAAGCUU
This is a messenger RNA of Schistosoma mattheei, 5499 nucleotides long. Lineage: Eukaryota; Metazoa; Platyhelminthes; Trematoda; Strigeidida; Schistosomatidae. The record is from the annotation of a GenBank genome assembly.